AUGCAUUUCUUAAUCUCUCUAUUCAGGAGGCUUCAAAUAGCUCUGUCCACAUUUAUUUCUCAGCCGAAAGCCGAAACUGACACCUCGAACCAACAACAACGUUCAACUUUUGACACCUCGACGCGCUCAGCACAUGAAGAUAUCUUUGGUGCCGAUGGAUCACCUAUCUUUGGGGAGUUUAUUGGAGGCGGGAUUACUGGUUCGGUAUUUAAGAUUUCAAAUGACACGGUUUUGAAAGUCCCUCGUUUACGCACCCACCUCGUGGACAAGAACCUAGAAACACAAGUCCCAUGCGAAAAUACCAACAAGGCGGUUCUUGAGUCUCUGAGAAGAGAAAAACAGGUCUACGAACAUCUGGGACGAGUCGAAGGCAUACUACCUGCUUGGCCGACGGAUGCUGGUAUCGAGAUGCCAUACAUGUCAGGCGGUACUGCUCAGGACUACUUCAACACACACGAGAUUGAUCUCGACACACGCCUUCGAUGGAUUAAGAUGGUCACUGAUGUAGUUCGCCGGGUACAUGAGAAACAUGUUCUUAUCAACGACUUCCAUCUUGGCAAUUUUCUCCUCGAUGAUGACCUUUCAUUGAUGAUGGUUGAUUUUGGGAAUUCGACUAUAGUUCCUGACGAUGUGAAGUUUGGAGAGUAUGUGCAUUACGCCUCUUCAGAGAAAUCUGAUAUCGCUGCUGUUGGGUCCCUGAUUUAUGAGAUUAUGACUGGGAAAGGUUACAUGGUAUUUGUGAACUUGAAAGCGCCCUUUGACAUUGCCGAGAGGACCCCAAGAGGUAAUGGUAAUGGUGUCGAUAUGUGGUUUCCCUAUUGGCCGCCCAAGGAAGAAUUAGCAGACACAACAGGUAUCUUAUUGGGUGAUAUCAUUCUUCGGUGUUGGCUCAAGGAUGGGUUUCAGACUAUGGAUCAGGUCUGUGGGGCAAUAUCCCAAGCGCUCGAUUAG
Molecule: messenger RNA, 951 nt
Organism: Histoplasma capsulatum G186AR
Lineage: Eukaryota; Fungi; Ascomycota; Eurotiomycetes; Onygenales; Ajellomycetaceae
Exons: 1
Coding region: 1-951 (316 amino acids)
Biological process (GO): protein phosphorylation
Molecular function (GO): protein kinase activity; ATP binding
Source: RefSeq, a predicted model, not a curated record